AUGGAUUUCCAACCGGUAAGCGUUAUCGACGAGGGUCGCCUACACUGGAAACUCACUGCUCCCGAAGCAAAGCCCGCGGUUCGGCUGAGUUCGCAGAACUUUUUCGCACCCGCCAUCAACCAGCACCACGCCGCAGCACCGACGCCAGCGCCGAUCGCUGUCCACUCGCUGCAGAAACCUCCACCGGCAGCACCGACGGGAGCACCCACUCUGUCCACUGUGACACCUCCGCAACUUCAACUGAAACAGCACCAGGUUCGCUUUGUGCCCGAGCAACGCACGGAGCUACCGUUUGCUCCGGUUCCACAGAAAGUUCCACUGGUUCGGCCAUUUCUCCCGGCUCCACGUGAAGGAGGUCCUGCGGUCCCAUUCCUACAGCCCACUAACCUAGGCCGGCACGUAUCGUUCCCGAUGGAUCAGGGCCCUAGACCACCGAACCCGAUGGCACAGGCUCCUGGCGGCCCGCAGAUGAUGCGACCCCCGAUGGGCCCACCGAUACGUACCGGGACCCCACCGCAGCUACAACCCGGGGGUCCUCGGCCAGUGUUUAUGGGUGGCGCCCAUCAGCAGCCACCAGGCGUCCCCAUGCCCAUGCGGCCACCGAUGCCACCCGGGACAGGAGUACCCGGGAUGCAGCCACAACGCCCUCCGUCGGCGCCCGGUAUGCAGCGACCUCCGAUGAUGAUGGGGCAACCGUCCCCCAUGCGACCUCCACCACCCGGGAUGGCCGGCGGUGGGCCGAGGCCAACGAUUUCACCCCAAAACUCGAACCUUGGCGGUGGCGGCGGUGCCGGACCACCAUUUCAUGGGAUGGGAGCGCCCCGUCCGUCAGGUCCUUACGGACCCACGGACUUUAUGCAGGCCCCGCCCGCCAACAGUAGACCGCCUUCGACGACCAACGUACGGCCGGCGUUCUUCAACCGUCCGCCGGAUCAAGCCAGCAGACCACCUUCCGGCACCCCGAUGGACGGUGGUCUGCCUCCGUCGGCCACCCAUUCGAUCAACGACGACGAUGACGACGUGGUGAUCGGGAAGAUUACCCCCGAAAGCCCGAAUCCGGCCAAUCGUGGGCCGCUGCGGAACUUCACAAUGCCCAAUGCCGGCGGCCCGAUGGGUGAGCGGGAAAAGUCCAUCCCAUCGCGGCCACCGUCCGUCGCUGGAAACUACAAGCCACCGGCGAACGAUUCGGAGCAGACCGACGGACUGCAGAACGCCGGUAGGCCCCCACUGCAUGCCCUGAAGGACUUCCUGCACAAGGAGCCGCCGCAGCGAGCUGGACAAUCACCCGGACAAUCGCCGUCACCCGGCAGCCAGCAACUGUCGCCGGCCAAUACGGACGAAAACUUUAGCUUCCGGCCGGGGCCCAAACCGCCCGGCCAGCCGGGUCAGCUGCCACAGCAGCAGCAGCAGUACAAAGUGGGCCCAACGCCCGGUCGAGACGGUGUCACGUUCCAGCUGCCCAACGGGAAGGAGGGACCACCACCAACGGAGUGGAACAGUCGAUCGAGACCUCCUCAGCAGCAGCAGCAGCAGCCGGUCGGUAGAAGCAUGGGCCCGAUGAAGCCCGCGGACCAGCAUCAGCACAAAGGUGACAACGACAGUGGCGUCGACGAGUACACUCAGGAAAAGGAUCGCUCCAAUGCGCCAACAUCGCCCGCGUCGCCACUGAAGUCGCCGAGCAAGAUACCGGCCCUAGCGAGGAGACCAGACAACAUUGGGUCCGAGAGCCGAUCGCGCAGUACCUCGAAGCAGCGUGCCAACGCGAAAACACCGGAAACGCCCUCGGAGCAACCGCUAAUCAAAAAAGUACCAAUGAACAAAAUACAGGUCGGUGGGGCACCGUCACCUAACCUGAAGGUAGUGAAGUCGAAGAUUGGCUCGCUGGAAAACACUAGCCACAAGCCGGGCGGCGGCAAUGUGAAGAUCGAGACGAAAAAGAUCGACAUCAAGGCGUCGGCACGGAUCGAGGCGAAGAACGACGCGUACAUGCCCAAAGGAGGCGACAAGAAGAUCAUCAACAACAAGCUGCAGUGGAACGCGAAGCCCAAGAUCGGAUCGCUCGACAAUGCGGCCCACAAGCCGGGCGGUGGCGACAAGAAGAUCGAAUCGAUCAAGACCGACUUCAAGGAGCGGGCGAAGCCCAAAAUCGGUUCCAAGGACAACAUGACCUACAAGCCGGGCGGCGGUGACAUUAAGAUCGUGCACCAGAAGCUGGACAUCAAGGCGGAGAGCAAGAUCGGGUCGCUCGACAAUCUGAAGCACAAACCGGGUGGCGGCGACAAGAAGAUCUUCGACGACAAGGAGUAUCUGAAGAAUAUCGAACACCCCAUCACGCCGAGCCCUUCGACGCAGCGUUCCACUUCGAUGCGUCGCAUGACGGCCAGCGUUUCCGGAGUCGAUCUGUCGCGCAGUAUCGACUACGAGCCCGUCCGAGCGCCACCACUGAUGACGGCAUCGCUGACCACUUCACUGAUCCUGCCGACCGAGUGCAUUGUGCUGUCCGUUGCGCAACCGGACGCCCCGAGCCCGGAGCGGAAGGUGCAGAAGCUCGAGUCGGCACCGUGCUACAUCCGCAGAGAUGGCCGCGCUAUUCAUCCCAAACCGUUCCGUACGUACUAA
Messenger RNA from Anopheles bellator, 2619 nucleotides. RefSeq names its product microtubule-associated protein tau (gene tau). Lineage: Eukaryota; Metazoa; Arthropoda; Insecta; Diptera; Culicidae. The record is from RefSeq and is a predicted model, not a curated record. Gene Ontology annotation, molecular function: microtubule binding. The transcript has 8 exons. Gene Ontology annotation, cellular component: neuron projection. Bases 1 to 2619 code for a protein of 872 amino acids. Gene Ontology annotation, biological process: neuron projection development; microtubule cytoskeleton organization.